AAGAGUUUUCCUAAUAUAAUAAAUAAUAUAUAUUUUGUGGUUGAAUCCAUGAUUAAUUAUUAAUGUGAAUAACGCGGCCUCAGAGACACACAUUGUUUGACGGUCUCGGUCGCUGUUUCUGGGAAGCAGCUAACUAGGAAACAAACAUUCUCAUCUCCAUCGCUUCCUCUCCUCUCCAUAUAUAUAUAUAUAUAUAUGUGUGUGUGUGUGUGUAUAUGUUGUAUCCCACCCUGCACCCAUCUAGCACAGAAAAACAUUAGGUGAAAACACACCAUAAAAAAAGGGAAAGAAAGAAAAGGAUCAAAACCUUCCUCCUUCUGUCCGUUACAACCUCAAACUUUCCAACCAUGGACAAUAUGGGUGGGGAGUACAACCAUUUCUGGGACACCUUCUUCCAAAACCAAGAGCUUGAUAGCUGGGCAAUGGAUGAGGCGGCGAUGUCCGGGUACUAUGAUUCAAGCUCUCCGGACGGUGGUGCUUCAUCGAUGGCAUCAAAGAACAUUGUUUCGGAGAGGAAUAGGAGGAAGAAGCUGAACGAAAGGCUCUUUGCGCUUAGAGCCGUGGUCCCCAACAUCAGUAAGAUGGACAAGGCUUCUAUCAUUAAGGAUGCUAUUGAAUACAUCGAGCACUUGCAUGAGCAAGAGAAGAGAAUCGAAGCAGAGAUUUUGGAUCUGGAAUCUGGGAAGCUCAAGAACCCAACCUAUGAAUUUGAUCACGACCUGCCUAUUCUCCUCAGGUCUAAGAAGAAGAGAACGGAAAAUUCCCCAAUUGAAGUAAUCGAGCUGAGGGUUGCAUACAUGGGAGACAAGACGUUUGUGGUGAGCUUGACAUGUAGUAAAAGGAUAGACACAAUGGUAAAACUGUGUGAGGUCUUCGAAUCUUUAAAGCUGAAGAUCAUUGCAGCCAAUAUCACUUCUUUUUCAGGAACACUUUUGAAGACAGUCUUCAUUGAGGCUGAUGAAGAAGAGAAAGAUGUUUUGCAGAUAAAAAUUCAGACAGCAAUUUCAGCUCUGAAUGGUCCUCAAAGCCCUAUGAGUAUCUGAUUCUAAUGAAAACGAGUUCGAUCAAAGCUUAAAAUGUUCUGUCGGGUGUCUUUUUUUAGUUAUCAGUGUUCUUCUUUUUCAUUUUCUGUAUGCUGAUAGCCUCUGACGCUGUAAGGCUUGCCUUCAAUGGAAUCCAAUUUUCAUAUU
Molecule: messenger RNA, 1190 nt
Organism: Vigna umbellata (rice bean)
Lineage: Eukaryota; Viridiplantae; Streptophyta; Magnoliopsida; Fabales; Fabaceae
Product: transcription factor bHLH35
Biological process (GO): regulation of DNA-templated transcription
Cellular component (GO): nucleus
Molecular function (GO): protein dimerization activity; DNA-binding transcription factor activity; sequence-specific DNA binding
Source: RefSeq, a predicted model, not a curated record